AUGUCGCAAGAAACCUUCCAGUACAUUCUAAAUCUCAUCGAACCAGGAAUAGCUAAACAGAUGAAGAUUCAGCCCAACAUUGUUAAUGCAAUUUCUGUGGAGGAACACCUGGCACUCACUCUGAGGUUCUUGGCAGCAGGGAACUCAUAUGCAACUCUAGCAGGAGAGUUUAGAGCAGGAAUAACUACUGUUUCUCAAAUUGUAAAACAGGUUUUAUCAGUGUUGUGGCAAACACUACAACCAUUGCAUAUGAAGCCACCAAUGGAAGAAGAAUUCAGAGAAACAGCUGAAAUGUUUUACAAGAAGUGGGGGUUUCCAAAUUGUCUAGUUCUGCAGGCUGUGUGUGAUACAGACUGUAAAUUUACUUUUAUUGAAGUUGGAGCAUUUGGAAAACAAAGUGACGGAGGCACUUUCAGGAUGUCUGUUUUGUACGAUAAAAUGGUGAAAGGCGUGCUUCACAUUCCUGAAGACGACUUUCUACCAGGUACUGCUGUUAAAGCCCCCUUUGUCUUCAUAGUAGAUGAAGUGUACCCCCUUCUCAGACACCUGAUGAAACCUUUUGCCAGGAGAAAUCUUGAUUGCUCGAAUGAAAAGUUCAACAAAGUUCUUUCACGAACUAGAAAAACUGUUGAAUUUGCCUUUGGAAUUGUGGCUGCAAAGUGGCAAUUACUAAACAAACCAAUUGAAAUGAAAGUAGAGACUGCAGAACUGAUUGUGAAAGCUGUUUGCGUUUUACAUAACAUGAUUGUGGACAAAGAGAAUGUACUGAACAAUGUGGAGUACAGAGACGUACUUCCUGUAGUUCAGCCAUCAAGAAGAAACAAUGCAGCUCCUGCUGAAGCUAUUGAUAUAAGGAAUCUGUUUAAGUGUUUCUUUAAUGAAUAA
This is a messenger RNA of Schistocerca serialis cubense, 885 nucleotides long. RefSeq lists its product as uncharacterized. The record is from RefSeq and is a predicted model, not a curated record. Bases 1 to 885 code for a protein of 294 amino acids. Lineage: Eukaryota; Metazoa; Arthropoda; Insecta; Orthoptera; Acrididae. The transcript has 3 exons.